Messenger RNA from Didymodactylos carnosus, 3338 nucleotides. NCBI's taxonomy places the organism in Eukaryota, Metazoa, Rotifera, Eurotatoria, Philodinida, Philodinidae. The record is from the annotation of a GenBank genome assembly.
CGGACUCGUCGGUCGUAGUGCGUGACGAUCAUACACAUUUACCUGAUGGAACUGAUAUGGAAAUAUUACAAAUUAGAAAAACUUUAAAACGUAAAGUUAUAGAAGAAUCUGGCCCAAUAGAUCGUAUAGUCGAAGAAGCAUACCACGCUGCUAAUCGUCAGUCUCAAUCCAGUGAUUUGAUUAUUAACUUACCGUCGAGUAAAUCCGCUAAUUAAAAGCUAAUUAAAAUAGAAAUUAAUCAACGGACAGUAAAUCCGCGGACAGUAAAUCGUGUAAACCAUAGCGUCUACAUCCACCUUGCAGCAAACAUUUAGAGAGAAGCACUCAUUUUUUCACAUUGUAUGUUGAUUUUCUACUAAUUUUUAUUAACAUUCUCAAAAUGACUAGUUGCAGUUGAUUUCUAUAUUAUUCAAAAAUAUGUUCAGUUUUAACCGGUUUCACUUUUCUUUUAUAGAACUGCUCAUGACCGAUCUCAUAUACGUGUGGAUCAGAAAUUAAAAGAAAAAUUUCGUUUACCAUGGGAGCAAAAUGGUAAUCGUAGUUUACCAUCAGAUACCGAGGACGAUAUAUCAGCAAAUGAGGUGACAAAUGAGUCACUGACGCGUGACAAACCAACACCAACUAAACCUGUUUUAUCAAAGACAGCCAAAAGAUUAUCAAUGCAAAAAUUUAAAUGGGAAAAAUCUGGCGGUUACAUAUCGUGUGUUGAUGAUCAAAAUUUAGUAUUUGGUGUAAAAGAAAUCGAAGCAAAGGUUGUCGAAGUUGUUCUGAAACGACGAAAUCCAGAUGAUAUAUUUCAAAGAUGGUUGAUUAAAUCAGUAAAUGUUAAUACAGACAAUGAUGACAAUCAACAAGAUGAUACAUUAAUGUUGAAUACAUCAUUUGCAAUUGUAUCAAAAGCUCGUCCAACAAUGGCUUUAACAAUCUUGUUACCAUCAUAUACCGGUUCAGAAUCAAAUGAAAAUUCUGUAUCAUGUGUUGGUUGUACGGUUACUCUUCAAAUUCGAAGACAUGAAGAAAAUGGAUGUGCAAAUCAAAAAUGGAACUAUGAUACCACGCUUGGUUUCUUGUAUCCAUUUUAUUCUUUAACUUUAAUUGAUAAAGAAAUUACGGCGGCUAAUCGUGCUAAUAUUUGUUCUUAUACGGUUGUUAAAGAUGAUAUAUCUCAACCGGUAUGUAAAUCUAUUUUCUAUUUUGAAAUAUCUGUUGGAAUUUUUACGUGUACUUAUUUUGUUUUGCAGGGUUAUAUGGUUUCCAUAUUAAAUAAUCAAGAUCAAAUAGAAAAUGUUGAUGUUUGUUUGGCAUGUGCAAAGUCGAUGCGUGGAAAAUAUCGACUCAUUAAAAUGGAAACAAAUAGAAACUUUUCAUGCGCUAUCGGAAGACGACAAGAUUUAAAGUUCAGUGGUUCAUUUCAUUGUUUAAAUCAUAAAGUUGAUCUAUCCACAGAUGAAGCUGAAAAUACAUAUUUGACUUGGAAAGAAAAAUAUGAAAAACUAAAAGAGGAAGCAAGUGUUCGAAUUAUAGUUAAAGAAUUAGCAGCUGCUAAAUCAAUUCAAACUGUUCAUCUACUUGCUUAUCGAAAUGGAGAUGGACAUACAAAAAUUGGACAAUUACUUGUUGGAUCAAGUAUUCUUGGUUUAUUGGAUCAAGCAACGCAGCGUUUAAAAUUAACAAAUGCAGCUCGACGUUUUUAUACAAUUGACGGGAAUGUUAUAUUGACUAUCGAAGAUUUAAUCCAAUGGACAUCAGAUUAUUACAAGAGAAAAUAUGCAAAAUCGUCAAAACCUGAAAAACACAAUGAAGUUUUGUCUUCCACCUUGGAAACGUCAGGAGCCAAUGCAAAACAACAUUAUCAAAAUUUACCAAAACCAUUAGAUAUUCAACGUGCAAUGAAAAAAAAUGCGAAUGGAACAACUGAAAUAGAUAUGAAACAACUGUUAAAAUUUCCCAUUGAAAUAUGGGUCUCAUCAGGAGAACCAUUUGCUAAUCCAAAAGAUAUUGAUCAACGGCAAAAUCAACGUAUAGUACAACGAGAACAACGAACAAUAACUGAACAUGAAUUAGAGAAAGAGAAACAUUCACUACGUUUAAUACAAGGGCGUCGAAUAUCCGGUCAACAACCGGGUGAAUUAGUACCUCAACAAAAUCCACAGGAACCUGUUGUUAAACAAGGACACUGGACGGAACAAUCGGAUAUUGAGUUAGAUAAAAUCGAUGACGUUGAACAAUUAAGGACUUCGUUAGAUGAAAUUCGUAUGUCACAACAACCGGAAAAUACUCGCCCAAGUUCAACAGGGAUCACCAAUCGUCUUAUUCAACAUCCAAAACUUACACAUAUAUUAGUAUAUGCUAAUGGUGAUCUGCCAACGAAUGCAGUUUCGUGUUCUGGCAGUAGUCUCGAAGAAAUAAUGGAAAAUUCAAAGCUAAAAUUAAAUCUAAUGCAGCCAAUACAGGCAUUAUUCGAUGAAACUGGACAACUAAUUGAACGUUUUGAUCAAAUUUAUCGUAAUCAAAAAAUUUGUGUCUCUACAACAAAAACAUUUACAACAGCUUCUGAACGUCAAAAAGACGUUGAAAUUAAGGCUAGUUGGGCGCGUACACGUAAAAAUUAUGGUGAUUCUGCCACUGAUAUUCGAGUUAAUUCCUCUUUAUCCUUUCCUUCCGUUGAUCCGUAUGGACCUCCAUUACUUACUAUUGGUGAUCAAAAUCAACUUCGACCACUUCAUGCUACACAGACAAUGACUCAAAAUCCGGUCUUGGCUAUUGAAGAACCAGCAUCACGAUUAUUGAGACCACCAACAGCCAAACCAAAAUUCACUAGAACAAUAAUUGAACAACCACAACAAGAAGAUCAGCCCCCUCCUGUAACGCCUGCAAAAUCGUUUCUAACAGAAACAGAUACGUUCGAUGUACCACCGCCACAAUCAAUGAAUAAACGACAACAACAACGUUCAGAUGCGACAUCGAUUGCUAAUAAUUUCUUUUCAAGUCCAAUAACGAUAACAAAUGAUUUUGUUAAAGAUUCAACCAAUGCUAGUGAUGACGAUAAUGGAAAUAUGGAAAACGAUGACAAUGAUGACGAAACUGAUAGUGAGAUACAACGUAUAACGAAUACAUCCGGAGCAAAUAAUGAUUUGUUGUUAGGAGAUGACCGGUUAAACGAAUACAGUCGAUUUUCACGACCAACAUCAUCAAAACAACCUCGGAGUACAACAACAAGUCGAACAGAAAAUAGUCCAUUGUCAAGACUGUUUGGUGACGAAAAAAAGUCAGAUAAUAAUAAUAAACAGAAAAAGUAUGAUGAUGAUGAUUUUAUGGCACUUUUAAAUAAAAAAUAA